AUGUCAGGGGACCGUUUCACCGGCGCGCCGGCGUCAAAUGGCCCCCCGGCUCCGUACCCGCGGCAGCAGAACUACAGCUUCAACGGGCGCGUCCUGCUUAUGGCCGCCUUCCUCCUUUUCGGGCUCACCAUCUUCUUCACCCUCAUCCGCUUCUUGCUGUACGUGUUAGUGGCGCGGUCGGGCGGCCGCCGUCGCCGCGGCAGCUUCACCGCCGGCAUCCUGCGGUCCAUCAACUCUUUUGGCGGAACUAGCGGUCGGCGUGGGCUGGACGCCUCCGCGCUCUCCGCGCUGCCGGUCACCACGUACCGGAAGGAGGGCGCCGCCACCGCCGGGGCUGACUGUGCCGUGUGCCUAUCGGAGCUCGCCGAUGGAGAAAAGGUGCGGGAGCUGCCCAACUGCGGGCACUCGUUCCACGUGGAGUGCGUCGACGCGUGGCUGCGCUCCCGGACGACCUGCCCUCUCUGCCGCGCCGAGGCUGAGCUGCCCAAGGGGAACGACAAGGCGGAGGUGGCGGCGCAGUCGUCGUCGUCGUCGUCGUCGUCGUCUGCCAGGGAGCCGCCGCAGCAGGCGUUGUUCGGUGCAGGAGGAACCUUGAUCGUGACCGUGCAAGGUGGCUUCCCGGAUACCCAAAGGGGCGUGCGUGGGUCAACAUCGGGGUAG
Triticum turgidum subsp. durum (durum wheat) is the source of this 660-nucleotide messenger RNA. The record is from the annotation of a GenBank genome assembly. Lineage: Eukaryota; Viridiplantae; Streptophyta; Magnoliopsida; Poales; Poaceae.